Messenger RNA from Folsomia candida, 1250 nucleotides. RefSeq names its product 26S proteasome non-ATPase regulatory subunit 8 homolog A. The coding region runs from base 109 to 1137 and encodes 342 amino acids. The transcript is spliced from 5 exons. The record is from RefSeq and is a predicted model, not a curated record. Lineage: Eukaryota; Metazoa; Arthropoda; Collembola; Entomobryomorpha; Isotomidae. Gene Ontology annotation, cellular component: proteasome regulatory particle; proteasome regulatory particle, lid subcomplex; nucleus. Gene Ontology annotation, biological process: proteasome-mediated ubiquitin-dependent protein catabolic process.
AAACCAUUUUUAAUUCCGUUUUUAAAUGGUAUCCAGGUCAAAAUUAAUUAGUUUUUAUAAGGUUAAUCGUGAGAUUCAUGCUGACAUAAUUUGACGAAAUUUGGUGCCAUGGUAACUCGACGUGCCUUGAAUCAAAUAUUUUCGAUAUCAAAGCUUCCACGAUUGCGUGGUUAUUAUUUACUGCCUUUUUCAGAAUCGCUGUCUGAGAAAAUACUACAUGUUCUAAUCAGUUUUCGACUUUUAAGGAGUACAUUUUUGGAAAAGAUGGGCGAUAAAAGUGAGUCGCAUGAAGAUGUGGUUAAAUCUGUCUACGAAAUUCGGAAAAAACUGGCCAAAGAAUGGAACAUCGGACUAGCCAGAAACUACGACAAGGUGGAUGAAUUGCUAAACCAGGCCAAGAUACUGUUGGCUAAAAUGCAGUCUUACGUGCCCUUGGCGUUGGCUGAGGGAGAAGCUAGAAAUGAGCUUACCCUUGCUUGUGAUAUUCUCGAGCUGGGUGCCCGAGUGAGCGUUGCAAAAAUGGCUGUGGAAAAAAGUGACAAUUCUGAGGAAUUUGACCGCUACAUCGCCCAAUUGAAACAUUAUUAUUUUGAUCUGAACAUAGGCAAUGAGUCCGCCUAUAUGUAUGAAAUGCUUGGAAUGAAUCUCUUGAAACUCUUGUCGCAAAAUCGCAUCAUGGAUUUUCACAUCGAGUUGGAGCUAUUCGUACACUCAAAUACGGAGAAAGCCUUAAAUGAUCCCUACAUCAAAAAAGCUGUAGAAAUUGAACAAUAUUUAACCGAAGGCCGAUACAACAAGAUUUCAGCCUUGCUCACUACUAAGGAAGACGAUCUAAAAGUGACCGGUUUAAAGUCCACAAGUUUUCGAUAUUUCAUUGAGCGUGUCGUGGAGAAUUCCAGAACUAUAAUUGCUGAUGUGAUGGAAAAGGCCUACGCUCGGCUGGACAAGAAGUCUGCCUCGAAAUCUCUUUACAUAAGCGAAGUAGAUAUGAACAAAUUUGCUAAAGAGCGAAACUGGACAAUUGCUGACGACUACGUGUAUUUCCCCAAGAAAAAUGAGGAGACCGAGAUCCUUCCGUCAUAUCAACUCGUUCAAGACGGCUUACAGUACGCCAGGGAUUUAGAUACUAUCAUUUGAAAAGUUUCCACACUACUCGAACCAAUUUCACUUGUUAUAUUCUUGUAAUAUGAAUACUACCAACCAGAAGUAUGUAUAUACGAGAUAAAAUUCGAAAAUACUUUUAAAUGAAU